Messenger RNA from Panonychus citri (citrus red mite), 4416 nucleotides. Its product is annotated as toll-like receptor Tollo. The transcript has a single exon. Gene Ontology annotation, cellular component: extracellular matrix. Gene Ontology annotation, biological process: signal transduction. Gene Ontology annotation, molecular function: protein binding. NCBI's taxonomy places the organism in Eukaryota, Metazoa, Arthropoda, Arachnida, Trombidiformes, Tetranychidae. The record is from RefSeq and is a predicted model, not a curated record. The coding region runs from base 598 to 3771 and encodes 1057 amino acids.
CAUUUUCUAUGUAUAAGAAAGGGACACAAUUUAUAUUCAUUGGUCACAAAUAAUCACUUAGAAAUUCAUGAUAAUCACCAAUAAAGAAAAAGAAAGAAAAAAAAAGAGUCACAAAGAGAAAGAAAAAAUCACCAUGAAAAAUGAAAAGAAAAAAUUUUCUUGUUUUUCUUUGGAGUUUUUUCUUUGUCCACUAGAUGGCAACACUUGGGGAGAAAAAAAAUUCUAUUCUCUUUUUCUUCUCUCUCUUUUCUCUCUCUUUUUUCGAGGGAGAAGCAGAAAGACAGAUACAAGUUUUAGUUUCUUUUCUGUUUCUCUUCAUUUCAAGUUUGGAUUCUCACUAAAAUGCUUGUAGACACUUUUGACUGAAUUUUUUUCUCUUUAUAAUCUCUCAUCUUAUUUGUGUCCAAUUUAACUGAUAUUUUUUAUCUCUCAUCAUUUAACUUUUUUUUUUCUUAAAAUAUUGUGACCAUCUCUCUAUCCAUUUCUGUGUCCAUCUUCAUUUCUAAAUGAAUCUACAUCAAUUCUAAUCAUAAUCUUUUUUCAUGUGUUCUUUUUUACCUUUUAACCGAAAAUCUUAUUUUUUGUUUACUGGUUGUGAUGUGGUUCAGUUCAAUAAUUUCGUUAUUUUUGAUUACCUGUUGUUACCUUUUACAAAAUUGUCUGGUUUCUCCAUCGGCUUUACAACAUCUUAAAGUGAUCAAUUUAGCAAGUUAUAAAUUGAAAGCUUUACCUGCACACUUUUUUCGUGAAUCAAUUGAACUACAAGAAUUACAUUUACAAAAUAAUUCAUUAACAACAUUACCAAGCGGAUUGUUUACCGGACUAUCUAAAUUACUUUUACUUAAUUUAUCCUACAAUGAGAUUCCAUCGGAAAGUAUUGACAGUGAUACAUUUAUUGACCUUAUACGAAUGGUAUUACUUGAUUUAAGUCACAAUCAUUUAAAAACAAUUGAUAAAUUAUUCUUCCAUUCACUUUAUUCACUUCAAAAGCUUAACUUGGCCCAUAAUAGGAUAUCUUUUAUUGAGGAUACCUCAUUUUCUCAACUUUAUAAUCUUCACCAUUUAAUACUUGAUGGUAACCAGUUGACCAUCAUAAACUCACACACAUUUAGUGGACCCAAUGUGCUAAGAGAAUUAUCUUUAAAUGAUAAUUUUCUCUCAAGUGUAAACCAUGAUGCUUUCACCAAUUGUAGUUCUCUUAAAGAUCUUCAACUCUCUUCAAAUAAAUUAAAAGAGAUACCAACAGCUAUAUAUCAUCUUGUAGAAUUAAAAAAUCUUCAUCUAUCAAAUAAUCAAAUUUCUUCUAUUAACAGUAGUACAACUGUUACACCUAUUCUCACAUCUUCAUCUUCAUCUUCAUCAUCUCCAUCAUCAUCAAAUACCAAAAACAAUGCAUUUGACAUUGUUAAUAAUCUUAAACAUCUUACACGAUUGGAUUUAUCCAACAAUAAGAUUACCAAUUUAACUAGAAACUUUUUCAAAGAUUUACCAAGUCUUCAGUUUCUUGAUCUCUCGGGUAACCUGUUAAAUGGUUUGGAACCAGGUUUAUUUGAUGAUUCUGCUUCUACCCUGACAACCAUUUUACUUCAAGACAACAAUUUAACUGACAUCAAUGGCCUAUUCAUUAAUCUAAUUAACUUAAAGCAUCUCAAUGUUUCCCGUAAUUUGAUAACUUGGUUUGAAUAUGCACUGAUACCUGAAAGUUUAACUGUUCUUGACGCUCAUAGUAAUCGUAUUGGUGAAUUGACAAAUUAUUAUAAAGUUGAAAGAUUUUGUACACAUUUAGAUUUUUCAUUUAAUCUAAUUACAAAAGAUUUAAACUCAUGGAUUAUACCCAAUACAACGGAAACCCUUUUCCUUAACAAUAAUAAUCUUACAACGGUUCUUCCGAUGACCUUUACCGAUAAGGUUAACCUUAAACAUCUUGACCUACGUAAUAAUCUAAUAUCAACAUUAGAUAUGAAUGCCUUUCGUUUUAAAACAAUAUCAUCAACAUCUUUAAAAAGUCGACCUCAUUUCUUAAUAUCAGAUAAUCCAUUUUAUUGUGAUUGUAACAUGGAAUGGCUACAAAGGGUUAAUAAGGACACUUCCCUUCAAUAUCCUGUGGUAAUGGAUCUUGACCAGAUUACAUGUCAACUUCCCUUUGUCCGUGAGUCAACUUAUCUUCCUCUAGUGAAAGCCAAUUCGUCCAAUUUUCUGUGCAAAUAUAAGACCCAUUGUUUUGCUCUUUGUCACUGUUGUGAGUUUGAUGCCUGUGACUGUAAGAUGACCUGUCCGGACAAUUGUACUUGUUAUUAUGAUCAAACAUGGUCAACAAAUAUUGUUGACUGUUCCCGACGGGAAUAUGUACAUGUACCUUCACGAAUUCCAAUGGAUGUAACUGAACUUUAUCUCGAUGGUAAUCAAUUAUCAACCCUAUCAAGUCACACCUUCAUUGGUCGGAAAAAUAUGUUAACUCUCUACCUGAAUAAUAGUGGAAUCCAUUCAAUUGUAAAUAGAACCUUUAAUGGUUUACAAUUAUUACAAGUUCUCCACUUGGAACAUAAUUACAUUACCACCCUAAAUGGAUUUGAGUUUGAAUCACUCUCACGACUCCGUGAGCUUCAUCUUCACCAUAACCGGAUCUCUUUCAUUAACAACCGUACAUUUAUCAAUUUAACAUCUCUUCAGGUACUCCAUUUGGAAGAUAAUUUUAUCUCUGAUUUUGCUAUUUGGUCACUCAAUUAUAAUCCACAUCUAUUGGUUGUUCACAUUUCAAAUAAUCUAUGGACCUGUCGAUGUGAUUUUGUUUCACGUUUCCGUGAUUGGAUGAGAACCGAGGCCGCUUAUGUGUUAAACAAAGAUACUAUUCGGUGUCAUUAUAAUAAUACCUCAAUUGGUCCAUAUAUUUGGCAAUUAAAUUCAUCUAAGUGCACAAAUUAUAGUGAUAAUCAUUUAAUUCAUCAUCCUAAUCAACAGCCACACCAAGUAUUAUCUGGUUCAACCAUUGAAUCAUCACAAGAUGGUGGCUAUGGGGUUGAUAGUGUUGUGAUUGGUUCAUCUUUAAGAGAGGUCAUAACCCCUUCAACCUUUGCCAAUGAAGUUCCUCACUUUCAAAAUUCAUUGGUUCAAGAUUACAUGCCACUGACAUUGAUUCUUAUCAUUGGUCUUGUGGUAAUUCUGUUGAUCAUCAUUCUAAUCAGUGUUUACCAUAAAGAGAUUAAAGUCUGGAUAUAUUCUAAUUAUGGAUUAAGGUUUUGCCAAAAGUCAAAUUAUCCACCAGAAACUGAGCGUCUAUUUGACGGAUUUGUUUCUUAUUGCAAGAAAGAUGAAGCUUUUAUAUCACAAAUUUUAGCCCCUGAACUAGAGUAUGGUCAUCCACCAUACCGUUUGUGCCUUCGUUAUCGCGACCUUCCAGUAACCGGUUAUGUUGCCGAGGCCAUUUCUGAGGCCAUUGAAUCAUCUCAUCGGACAAUAAUACUUUUAUCUGAUCAAUAUCUUAAAUCAGAUUCGUGUCAUUUUGAACUUAAAGUGGCUCACCAAGAGUGUCAAGUGAACCCCAACCAUAAAUUAAUUGUGGUUGUUUUGGAUAAGAAUAGUUUAAAUCAGUUGGAUGCUGAUGGUAAACUGUGUAUCCGUUCAUCACCAAUCAUCCACUGGGGUGAUCGUAGAUUCUGGGAGAAAUUAAGAUAUGCGAUGCCACCAGGUAGAGGAUUAAAUAAACCUCUUAAUUGUCCUGAUGUAAGGGCAAGUGUAGAUUUUAAAAGAGCCACCAACUUAAAUCCUGUGUAAAUAUUUGACUCUCUCUCAAUCAUCUCAUCAAAAUAUAUAACAUCGAUAUCAUCGAAACUACUAUUAUAAAACAACCACAUCUCGUGAUUAAAUCAUUUGUUGAACGCCAUCAUCGUCAUCUUCAUCAUCAUCAUCACCAUCAUCAUCCAUUUUUGCAUCUCUCCAUUUUCACCCAGUGCAUCUCAUCAACUUCUUUACUAUUUUUUUUUGUUGUUAAUAAAUUGACAAAGGAGAAAACUUUAAUUAAGAAAAGGUUAUUUUUCUAGCCAAAAAAUAAAUUAAACAAUCAACUAAAACGUUUACAAAAAUCAAAUACACUCUUCCCAAUAAUCAUUAUUAUUAUUUCGGAAUUAAUGAGAGAGUAAAGAUGAAAGAACUGUAAAGAUUAUUAUCAUCAUCAUCAUCAUCAUCUUCGUCGUCUUCAUCAUGUCUUCAGAUCUCAUGAAUAUAAUUAACAUGAAUUAAUAAACAAAAAGAGAAACCGGAAGAAAAAUUAAACAAGAAAAAGAUUAUCAAUGUUUUAAAUCACUUUGAUUGUGAUGUAAAUUAGUCCUCACAUUGUUCAGUUAUAAAACAAUGAUGAAGAUGAAGAUGAAAAAUCCUAGUCACGUGGUAGCAGUAAAAGACAUCCUAAUCCUAUGAUCU